AUGCAUAAAUUACUGGCUAAUUUCAAUGAAUUUUCAUCAAAAUUGCGGUCGAAUACCUUGCAAGUAACCAAUGAUUCAGUCAGUGGUAAUCAUUAUCUUAUCAAUGAUGAUAACGAUCCAAAAGCUUCAAUACAAGUUAAACGAUAUCGUCUACUAAAGGAUUACAAUGGAAGUUGGUGUUAUGAUGAUUAUUAUAUUCUGCAUCUUGAUUCCUGA
Thelazia callipaeda (thelaziosis nematode) is the source of this 216-nucleotide messenger RNA. NCBI's taxonomy places the organism in Eukaryota, Metazoa, Nematoda, Chromadorea, Rhabditida, Thelaziidae. The record is from the annotation of a GenBank genome assembly.